This is a messenger RNA of Naegleria fowleri, 2892 nucleotides long. RefSeq lists its product as uncharacterized. The coding region runs from base 1 to 2892 and encodes 963 amino acids. Gene Ontology annotation, molecular function: hydrolase activity, acting on carbon-nitrogen (but not peptide) bonds. The record is from RefSeq and is a predicted model, not a curated record. The transcript has 6 exons. NCBI's taxonomy places the organism in Eukaryota, Heterolobosea, Eutetramitea, Acrasida, Naegleriidae.
AUGUCUCGCACUCUUCGUUCUUCCUACGAAUCGGAUCACCAACAACAAGUAUUAGCAGCGGAUUCCGAACUAGGUUAUGAUGACUCAUCUGCUCCACAAUCCAUAUCCUUUUGGAAUCGAUGGAUUUGGAGAAUGAAACAAAUGUUUAAACUUAACAAAAAGAAUGCUAUUUUGGCUGUUGUUUUAAUGGUUGUAUUUGUUGCUGUGGUGACGUUGUGUUUGGUUGGAUCGUUUUUAUUUUUGAAUCGAAGUGAUACUGGAAAAAUUAUUGUCGAUCCAAGAGGACCUAAUUGUUUGCCUGUUCCUCCAUUUACCAUUGAAUUUAAUGAAGAUCGAAAUUAUACGGAUAGUAAACCUUUGCAAACGAUCAAAUAUGUGGUUGUGAAAAAUGCCAAAGUGAUUUCAACUUCAGAUCUUGAUGCCAAAGGAAGAGUCAAAAUUUCACAUGUGGAUUUAUUUUUUGAAGAGGGAAAAAUCAAAAAGAUUGCUCAAUAUGGAUCUUCAGAUUUGAAUAAUUUAUAUAAUCCAAGCGAAGCAAGUGUGAUUGAUGUUGGUGGUCGAUUUGUCACUGCUGGUAUUGUCGAUAUGCACUCACAUUUAGGCGUUUAUUCAAAUCCUGGAGAUUCUCGUGGCCAUUCGGAUGGAAAUGAAAUGGGAAAUACCCCUGUCACACCAAUGGUUCGUGCAGUUGACGCUCUCAAUCCAAAAGAUAUCAGUAUUAUUGAAUCAAGAAAGUAUGGUGGAGUUACUACAGCUCUUGUUUUACCAGGAAGUGCCAACGUUGUAGGAGGCGAGGCAGCUUAUAUCAAACUUAGAUCCACUCCAGAAUAUCAAAGUAUUUCGUCUUUACUCUUUGAAGGAGCUGCAAGAUCAUUAAAAAUGGCAUGUGGAGAAAACCCAAAAAGAGUUUAUGGACAAGAUCAACACCUAGUCCCAUAUUCUAGAAUGGGAGUUUCCUAUUUAAUGCGUAAACUUUUCACUGACGCUAAAAAGUUACAACUUGAUCAAGACAAUUGGGAUUGUAAUGAGAGUGUUCGAAAAAUUAAUCCUUCUCGUCCACAGGAUCUCAUGCUAGAUCCCAUUGUGAGCUUGUUACGAGGAAUUAACAUGACUUUGAAUGUACAUUGUUAUGAAGUGCAAGAUCUUGAAAUGAUGAUCCGAUUGUCGAAAGAAUUUUCAUUCAAAAUUAAUGCAUUCCAUCAUGCUCUUGAAGCUUACAAGAUUGCUGACAUUUUAGAAAGAAAUCAAAUCGUUGUUGCAACAUUUGCAGAUUUGUUUGGAUUCAAAGUUGAGGCCAUGGAAGCCAGUGUUCAUGCACCAACUAUUUUAAGAAAUAGAAAUGUUCGAGUGGCAUUGAAAUCUGACCAUCCUGUCAUUUCAGCAAAAUAUUUACUCUUAAAUGCAGCCAAAUCUCAUUUCUAUGGUUUGGACGAACAAAGCGCCUUGAAUUCAGUCACAUCAGUUCCUGCUGAAGCGAUGGGAGUUGGAAAACGUGUGGGAAGAGUUGAGGAAGGAUAUGAUGCUGAUAUUGUCGUAUGGGAUCGAUUUCCUCUAUUAUUGGGUGCUCGACCAAACACCAUUUUCAUUGAUGGCAACAAGUAUGACGACUUUAAUCUUCCAAUUCACAGUUUAGAUGAUCAUGUUCCAAAAUCAGAUCAAACCAUGUCCAUUAUUGUGGAUAAUCAAACAAAAUCUGAACAAACAUUUUGUUCCUAUGAUCCUGAAUCGUUUGGUUUGCAACACAAAUCAGGAUAUAGUAUUAAGGGAGCUAAGAUUUAUACAAUGAAUAAUCAUCAAGUGUUUGAAAAUGGUAAUCUAGUUGUGGAUGGCGAUGGAAUUAUUUCUUGCGUAGGAUCGAAUGAAGAUUGUCCAAUUCCAACGAGUAUUGCUGGACAUGUCACUUACACGAUGAAGGGUGGAAUUGUUGUGCCUGGGCUCAUUGAGGCAUCUACUUCUUUGGGUCUGUAUGAUAUUGAAUCUGAGCCAAAUAUGCAAGAUGGAAUCAAUUACGGAAUGAAUUCAGAAUCUCUUUAUUCUGUACAGAGUUCAUAUGGUGUGAGAAUGAGAUCACGAAAUAUUAGAGCUGCAUGGAAAUCUGGAGUCACAACUUCUAUCACACAUCGACAAGGAAGACAACUCAUUAAUGGAGUGUGUAGUUCUUUCACAUUAGAAGGAUUACUUGUGAGUGAAUCUCUCAUUUCACCUUCUGCUGCAUUAUUCUUGACGAUUGGAGUUUAUUCUAAAGACGGUGGUAUUUCAGAUUCUGUUUCAUCUCAAAUUUCAUACUUGAGACAAACAUUCAACACUUCAAAUUCAGAGGUUAUUCAAAAAGUGUUGAAUCGAGAAAUUCCAAUCGUUGCCAUUGCCAAUCAAGCCGAUGAUAUUGGACAAUUAAUUGAUCUCAAAAAAGAUUUUGGAUUUGAUUUAAUUAUCAUUGGAGGAGGUGAAGCUUAUUUAAUUGCAGAUCGAUUGCAAGCCAACAACAUUUCUGUCAUUUUAACACCAGUUUCUGAAGAUUUAGGAGACAAGAUCAAUUGGGAAACCAAACGAUCCAAACACUUAUUUGGAGCUUCUGAAUUAUUUUCUGCUGGAGUGACACUUGGAGUCGGAAUGGGCAAUAGUGCUCAUGAUGUGCGUAAUCUUCGAUUCAUUUCUGGUCUCAUUUCAAAAGAAGGAGGAAAAGAAAGUCCUAUUGAUUUUGAUCAAGCUCUUGCUGCAGUGACAAGUAACAUUGCUGACAUGUUCCAUUUAGGGAAUCGUGGAUUAGGAAGAAUUGUGAAAAACACUCCAGCUAAUUUUGUACUCUAUGAUGAAAAUCCAUUGAAUUUUUCAGGUCGACCAAAAGUUGUGGCUGUUAAAAGCAUGGUGGAUUGUAGUAUUGUUCAGUUUUAA